AUGUCAAACCUUCGUUAUUUUCUCUACGAUGAAGUUUGUAUUCACAAUAAGAAGGAUGAUUUUUGGAUUGUAAUUCAUGGCAAUGUUUUCGAUUUGACGCCAAUGUUGAGCGAUCGUCAAGAUUCGUGGAAUAAAAAUCUAGAUUAUCUAUUGGCCUUUGGGGGCAAAGAUCUAUCGCAUUUCUUUCACCUGAAUCACGAGCCAAUAACAGAGAUUUCUGGUCGAUCCGGCAAACCACGUGUAUUAUUUCCACCCAUCUUAGAGACGGCUCAAAGUGACUUUUGUAGGACUCCUUGUAAAUUAUGGAGUCAGGAUCCCAGGUAUCACAUUGGUCGUAUAACAAAGAGGGAGCGGAAAAUCCGCAUUAUUAAUACCCUAACGGGAUCAACCACCCUAAUGAAGGUAUGCAAUGAGGAUAGCAUUUAUGAUAUACAACGGAAAUAUAAGGAACGUUAUAAUCUUCAUGCUGGCAGCUAUUUAUGGCGUAAAUUUUCCUAUGGUGGUCAUUGUCCGGGAAAUUUGAAAUUACACGAAACCCUUGAUGGCAAUGGCCUGCUGGAUGAAGAGGAAUCUGAUAUCGAAUUACCACCACCAUCCAUUUGGCUAUAUUACACGGAUGAUUUGACAGUGGCCUGAG
Musca vetustissima is the source of this 637-nucleotide messenger RNA. RefSeq names its product cytochrome b5 domain-containing protein 1. The record is from RefSeq and is a predicted model, not a curated record. The transcript is spliced from 3 exons. The coding region runs from base 1 to 636 and encodes 211 amino acids. Lineage: Eukaryota; Metazoa; Arthropoda; Insecta; Diptera; Muscidae.